This is a messenger RNA of Penicillium salamii, 996 nucleotides long. Lineage: Eukaryota; Fungi; Ascomycota; Eurotiomycetes; Eurotiales; Aspergillaceae. The record is from the annotation of a GenBank genome assembly.
AUGAGCGAAUUUCCCCUUCGCUUUAAAACAUCUUCAAACAUCUUUCUCAAAAUGUCCACAGCAAGCGAACCAAAAGAAAUACCCAAGCUGGCUUCGCCUCAGAGCCAGUAUGGCUUCAGUGGUGUCAACUGGUCCAACUAUAUCAAAUUCCGCCCCAUCUACCCAACCUCCUUUUUCCAAAAUAUCUUCGCCUACCACGCACAAAAGAAAACAGCAGCCUGGUCCACGGCUCAUGAUGUCGGUGCUGGCUGCGGUGUCAUAUCUGCAAGUCUGGCACCUCACUUCAACAAUGUGGUUGUGUCAGAUCCCAACGAAGGAUAUGCCACGCUAGCUCGCAAGAUCUUGGUCGAGGAAUCCCGCCUUCCAGAAUCUAAAUUGAGAUUCCUGCGAGAGAGUGCCGAAGACAGCUCUGUUGAUUCUGCUUCCGUCGAUCUGAUCACGGCCUGCGAGUGUAUACAUUGGACGAGACCGGAAGUUGCGAUCAAGGGCUUCGCUCGCCAACUUCGUCCUGGAGGUACACUAGUCAUCUCCCUUUAUACUCGGCCAUGCAUUGUGGAUAAUGAGCGGGCUCAACGGGCUUGGAUGGCGGUUUUCAAGUUCUAUGCUGGGCGAGUAAAGAAUCCACUGUUGGAUCAUGCGCUUCGGAUCUUGAAUUCGGGAACUGAAGCCUGGGAAUUCCCGGAAGAAGAUUGGGACUCUGUGGAGAGACUGUAUCUCAACGCGGGAGGGAGUGUAGAUGCGUUCAGACUCAAUGAUCUUGCUGUUGAAAGUAAGGUUAAAGAGGGGGAGAAGACGAUUUGGAAAGAAAAUGUCCAAGAAUGGAUGGAUGAGCAGGAUAUGAACUGGUUCAGGGGAUAUGCAGCCACUUGGUCGAAGCCCGAUGUGGCAGACGAUGAGGUUCAACCUCUCUGGGACGAGAUGGAACAGGCGCUUGAUGGAAAGAAAGCAAGGAUUGCGACGCCAGUUGCUUUGGCCUUUGCUACUAGGAGAUCUUAA